GCACAUUAUGUAAACGUCCCCGUGUUACUGCCAGCACGUAAGAAGCAGAAAAAUGGCGGCAAAACAGCUUGCUAUGCUGAGUUGUUCGAGUGGUGGUUGUGUUCGUGUUGAUAGCCGCUUUUAAAAGUCCUCCUUAAUAUGGCAACCAUAUUUGGUGAUGAUGGGGUUGACGACCUGUUCAAUGACAACCACACCAUUGCCAAUGAAGGCGACGACGACCAACUGCCCAGCGAUGGUGAGCCAGACAAUGGUGAGAAAUUGUUUGGUGAUGAUGCGGAUGCUGAUGAAGCCGGUGCAGGCGGGGAAGCCAUCAAGGUGGAGCCCAAAAAGCGUGCUGUUCGCAAUCCGCGACCGCGACUCACCGUAGACAAGCUGCGCGGACCACGUGGUCUGCAUACCAUCGAAAAUUAUUUCAAAGAUAUUAAAUACAAGGGUAAGGGCCAUGAGAAAGCCGACUUGGAUGAGGUACUGCGACGUCUGCAGCAUUGGGGACACCGCAUGUAUCCCAAUUACACCUUUGAUGAUGUGCUCAAUAAUAUCGAACGGCUGGGCAAGAAGAAACCUUUGCAGGUGCAUAUGACACGCUAUCGUCUUGGCCAGCUCGAUGAGCUUAAUUUGCAGGACGAAGUACGUGAUGAGCAGGCCGAUGAUGAGGAUGCAGAUGGUGCAGCUGCAGAGCCAUUUGACGAGUUUGACGCUUUGCUGGGAGAACAAAUUGCCAUGUCCAAACUGGCGCCACGCACACCAGCUGUCAACAAACGCAACACUUCUGUUAACAGCUCGAACAGCACUUUGGUAACGCCUUCGUUCUCACGCCAUGCCGUGGUAUCGACACCCUACUCUGUAGCACCUCCGUCUGCUCAUGAUAUGAGUGACUAUGGUCAGCCCUUGCCACCAUCUCAACCUGCAACGCCAUCGGCUCAGAAGUUGUCAUCCGAUCAAAUGGCGCGUAUUGCGGAGAAUCGUCGCCUCGCGCAGGAGCGCUUACGUGCCAAGCAAAUGGAAGCAGCUGGCGCACAGGAGCCUGUAUAAAAGUAGUGCUAACUGUUGCUAUGAAUAAGUAGUUUUAAAAUAAUCAUUGGUAUUUAUUAUUUUGUGUCUCACUCCUUAAGCAUAUAUGUAAGUAGUUUAAGCAAUAAAUUAAUAUUCGUACAGAAA
Molecule: messenger RNA, 1158 nt
Organism: Drosophila albomicans
Lineage: Eukaryota; Metazoa; Arthropoda; Insecta; Diptera; Drosophilidae
Product: protein TIPIN homolog
Exons: 1
Coding region: 139-1032 (297 amino acids)
Biological process (GO): replication fork arrest; DNA damage response; replication fork processing
Cellular component (GO): replication fork protection complex; nucleus
Molecular function (GO): DNA binding
Source: RefSeq, a predicted model, not a curated record